CACCCGGAAGUUGAGAGUCGGAAGUGGGGUUGGACAGGUUAUCCUCAGGGGUGGGGAAGCGCAGGCCCAGGAGGAGGGGGAAAAAGAAGGCCGAGGCUCCUGACUGUUAUUCUGAAUCCGAUACCGAUUCUCUUAGUCCCAGGGGCACUGAAAAAGAGAAGAGUCUCUCAUCCCACUUCCUCCCCACCUUGCCUCUCCUCAGCCUCAGCCAUGGCCGAGGCAGGGGCUGGGCUGAGUGAGACCGUCACUGAGACAACAGUUACCGUGACAACCGAACCCGAGAACCGGAGCCUAACCAUCAAACUUCGGAAACGGAAACCAGAGAAGAAAGUGGAAUGGACGAGUGACACUGUGGAUAAUGAACAUAUGGGGCGCCGUUCAUCAAAAUGCUGCUGUAUUUAUGAGAAACCUCGGGCCUUUGGCGAGAGCUCCACGGAGAGUGAUGAGGAGGAAGAGGAGGGCUGUGGUCAUACUCACUGUGUACGGGGCCACCGCAAAGGACGGCGUCAUUCAACUCCCGAACCGACCCCCACCACCCCUCCACAGCCCCCUGACCCUUCCCAGCCCCCACCAGGGCCAAUGCAGCACUAAAUUCCUCUCAUCCCUACCAUUCCUGUGUCCGGCUGGCCCUGAAUGUAUCCAUGUGGCUACUUAAGGACUAAACCCAUAGAUUGAUCCCUUCUCCAAGCCCUGCUCCUGUCUCCUCUGCCUGAUAGAUGGAAGGGGGAGGAGGGUAGAAGAGGGUAACCAGAGAUCCUGGAAUUCUGACUUGCUGCUAUUCUACAACCCACACUUCUGGGUUCUCCCAGCUCUCAUUUCUCCGGUAUUCAUCCUUCUCUCUCCAGGGUCCAAGCACCUUGGUCCCGGUCUCUUCCCUUCGUUUUCACUGCCAAACUGCCUGUCCUGGGAUCCACUUAUCUUGGCCCCCUGCUCUCUCUACUUGAGUCUCAAACACUUAGAUUGAGUUUCCAAUAGCUCCAGCCUUCACUGCCAGGGUCCCAGUCAGAUUCCAGGCAAUCUUGCCACAGCUAUGCUUGUUUUUCCUGGCUUAGAGCUCUUCUACUAAUGUAUUUAUAUAAUCCUAACUCUUACUCCUUGCCUGAGGAAUGGGAGGUCUUAUGGGAGACCUCAGGGUUCCCAGACUUCCCCUGCCCCUCCUGCCCAUCUCCUUGUGCCCUCAAGAGGAGUUAGGGAAGAGAGGUCUUUGUCAUUCUCACCAUUAAUGGAAACUAGAAAAUCAUGAAACUUCUAUCAUGUGAUCUAGGAUUUCUGACAGAGCUGGCUUCAAGACGGGUCACUUAGUGCCAACUCAGUCUUUGUCUUCCAACUUUGGAAAUAGAUCCAAUACAGUUCCAGGGGCCUGAGUCUUUGGGAGAGGGAAGGAAAGAGAGGGAGCAGUGAUAGGGGUAUAUCCCCUACUAACUCUUACCCCUACCUUCCUAAACUUUUGACACCUCUGCCAGCGCAGAUGUCCAGCCUUCCCCUCUUACUGGGAUCAGAAUGUUCUCCAGGCCUCUUGCCAUGCAUAAUUGCAGAGAUCAAUCAAUCCGUAUCACCACUGAGAUCUCAUUUAUUGCCACAGAUGCACAAAAUAAAUAACCCAACAUCACAAAAUGUGUUAAAUAUGGACCCAUUUAUACAUAUGGGGAAAGAGGUGAGGUUAUGUACAGGGAUGAAUUUGGGGUGUCCAGAUGAUUCCCAGGUUGAGGAAAGAAGAGGUAGCACCAUUGGUUCCUUACUAUGAAUAUGUGCAAAAGGGAGUUUUAAGUUUUUAAUGGGAAAAGGCUAUAGACAUAGAGAAGAGGGUGAAGUAGAAUUCACCUGCAAAGGACAUUAAGUUUCCUACAGGGCCCGAACACCAAGGCCAGGGUCAAUUCUCUUGGUUUUUGGUUUGGUUUGGUUUGAUUUAGGAAGAGGCUUUUGCUUCUCUUGAGGAAAACCCUCAGCAUGGACAGGGCAGGGAAGCCAAGUCAGCCCUUGGGAAAAGCAUUGGACCCUUUGAGACCAGGAAAGGUAUAGAUGGGAGGUAAAUAACUAGCAGGGCCUCUAGUAGUAAGCCUGGGCCAUUUACCAAUACUGAUGGGGCAGGGCCUUUCCCAAAUUGAGACCUGGAAUAGCUUAAGGUAGAAGGCCAGGGUCGAUUUGUUAGUGCCGGGUUGUACGGGAGAAGCGGCUCAAGAGGGCGGCAACAGGAAUAAAUUGGGCUUUGGUACUGGAUAUGGAAAGGAGGCAGUUGGGUUCUUAACACUUUGGGAGAGAAAAGAGACAGAGGGGGUGGGUGCUCAUUGGUACUCCCCACUGGGCCUGGGGACAUGAUCCCUGGAAUGAGCGGGCUUUCUGUGUCCAAGAGAAAGCAUCCUCCACGCAGGCCAGACCAGAUG
Messenger RNA from Talpa occidentalis (Iberian mole), 2381 nucleotides. RefSeq names its product E3 ubiquitin-protein ligase PPP1R11. The transcript is spliced from 3 exons. Gene Ontology annotation, molecular function: protein serine/threonine phosphatase inhibitor activity; protein phosphatase 1 binding. The coding region runs from base 211 to 591 and encodes 126 amino acids. Gene Ontology annotation, cellular component: nucleus. NCBI's taxonomy places the organism in Eukaryota, Metazoa, Chordata, Mammalia, Eulipotyphla, Talpidae. The record is from RefSeq and is a predicted model, not a curated record.